AUGCCUAGGGCUUGUCUAGCGACAUUUGUCAUGGUCACCAGCUUCCUCUCCACCAUAAACCAUUUCCAUAUGGUAGCUACCGCUGGCCUAGCAGAUGAUGGUAUCCUCCUCACCCCAGACAUCGUGUCAAGAAUCCACACCGACCAUGAUUCGAUCGCCAGGGCGUCGUCAGACUUUGGCCACAUUGUGGAAGCCAUCCCGAAUGGGGUAUUCCAUCCCACCUCACCCGCCGACAUCGUCGCCCUAAUCCGGCUCUCAAUCUCUCAGCCGAAGCCCUUCGCCGUGGCGCCCCGCGGGCAAGGUCACUCCGCAAGAGGGCAGGCCCUUGCCCCGGGUGGCAUUGUCAUCGACAUGCGCUCGAUGCGGCGUGGUGACCAUGUGAGCAUGUCGUCCGAGCAGUUGUGGGCGGACGUUGGCGGGGAGCAGCUGUGGAUUGACGUCCUGCACGCCACGCUCGAGCAUGGCCUCGCACCCCGCAUAUGGACCGACUAUCUCCGCAUCACGGUCGGCGGCACGCUCUCCAACGGCGGCAUCGGCGGGCAGGCGUUCCGGCACGGGCCGCAGAUCUCCAGCGUGCACGAGCUUGACGUGGUGACAGGCAUGGGUGAAAUGAUCACCUGCUCUCCGGACAAGGACUCCGACCUGUUCUUUGCAGCCUUGGGCGGGUUGGGUCAGUUUGGGGUCAUAACCCGGGCCCGCAUCGCGCUUGAACCCGCUCCCAAACGGGUUCUUUGGGUCCGGGUCGCCUACGCCGAUGUUGAAUCAUUCACCAGCGAUCAGGAGCUGCUCAUAUCGAAACCGGCGUCCAGCGGAUCCGGUUUCGACUACGUUGAGGGCCAAGUCCAGAUGAACCGGACCCUCACCGAGGGCCGAAGGUCGUCCUCGUUCUUCUCAGCCUCAGAACUUGAUCAGCUUGCGAAGCUAGUCCUCGACACCGGCUCCACUGCAAUCUACUACAUCGAGGGUGCAGUGUACUACAACGAUGACACUGCCUCCUCUGUGAACCAGAAACUUGAAAGGCUACUGGAGGAGCUAAACUUUGUGCCGGGGUUCGCAUUCGUCAGGGACGUGUCGUAUGUGGAGUUCCUUGACCGGGUUGGCCGCGAGGAGCAGAAGCUGCGGGCGGCCGGCGUCUGGGACGUGCCGCACCCGUGGCUCAACCUCUUCGUCCCCAGGUCGCGCAUCCUCGACUUCGACGCCGGCGUGUUCAGGGGCAUCCUCAGGGACGCCAAGCCCGCCGGCCUCGUUCUCAUGUACCCCAUGAACAGGGACCGGUGGGACGACAGGAUGACGACGGCGACGCCGGGCGGCGAGGACGUGUUCUACGCCGUCGGGCUGCUCAGGUCGGCCGUGGCCGCCGGCGACCUCGAGCGGCUGGAGAGGGAGAACGCGGCGGUGCUGGCGUUCUGCGACCGGGAGGGCGUCGGGUGCAGGCAGUACCUGCCGCACCACGCGUCGCGGGACGGCUGGAGGCGGCACUUCGGCGAGAAAUGGGGCAGGCUCGCCGCGCUGAAGCGCAGGUACGACCCGCGGGGGAUCCUGUCGCCGGGGCAGGGGAUCUUCCCCGCCGCCGGCUCUGAUUCUCUGUAGAAGAUAAUCGUUUCGUGACCUGCAAGUAGGAAACGGAGAUGCUUGCACGUAUGGUCAGUUCUUGGCAACCUGCGUGCAUGUUGGGGGCGGCUGAUUCGGAGGAAAGCCGUCGUGGCAGUUCAUUGAUUUGUUUAUGUAGUUUGUUUGAUUUUCUUGUGUCAAAAGUAGGGGCCCAUAGGAAAUUUGUGACAGUUUAUUUUCUUGUGUCAAAUCCGGAGAAGCAACAAGUUCUAUUUGUGAUAGUAUAUUCUUUCUUUUUUUUUUGGAUCGUUCUGUAUGGGGUCAAUACUCAAUACAAGGCAUCUUCAAAGAACAUGUAAGCAUUGCACCAAGUCAACUACUGUGCUUCGAAGAAGCACUUUAGUUAUGUUGACUGUUGAGCUGUUGACCUUGCUCUGUUUAUACAAGUUUUAUGCAUGUACUGAGUUUAGGCUUGUACGGAAGCUUUGCUCUAAAGCUCGGGACUUGUGGUUUCGAA
This is a messenger RNA of Panicum hallii, 2068 nucleotides long. RefSeq names its product cytokinin dehydrogenase 10-like. Gene Ontology annotation, biological process: cytokinin metabolic process. The record is from RefSeq and is a predicted model, not a curated record. The transcript has 3 exons. Lineage: Eukaryota; Viridiplantae; Streptophyta; Magnoliopsida; Poales; Poaceae. Bases 1 to 1590 code for a protein of 529 amino acids. Gene Ontology annotation, molecular function: cytokinin dehydrogenase activity; FAD binding.